Molecule: messenger RNA, 343 nt
Organism: Microthlaspi erraticum
Lineage: Eukaryota; Viridiplantae; Streptophyta; Magnoliopsida; Brassicales; Brassicaceae
Source: the annotation of a GenBank genome assembly
GCUAGAUUCUACAGCAUGGGCAACAGCACAGGAAAGACAAGUGCUGGGAAACCCACACGAGGUGAUACAAGGGGAAACACCUCGCACAAGAGACAUUUGUCAAGUGGAUGGGGCUUGGAAGGAGACAGAAUGUCGAGCUGGGUUAGGAUGGUAUUAUUUUAACACGGAUACCCAGGAAAAGUUGAUGGGUACCUUUAAUCUACGGCGGGGGAUCUCGCCGCUUCAGACAGAGUUGGAGGCCCUUAUCUGGGCAAUGCAAUGCAUGUUAAGGCAUAACAAAUUAAUUAUGGUAUUCGAGACGGACUGUUCCAAUGUGGUGAAGAUGGUGUCUAAACCAGAGUAG